AUGGAAUCUAACCCGCUACCCGGGUGUAGUACUCAAAGAUCGUUUGCAGACGCACUUCCUGCAGAUUUGGUGGACCCCUCUGGGGACCCGUUAUUUAACCCUGACUCACUCCAUCACCCGCGUUCCGCGGAAUGGCUACCUUUGGACCAUGUGUCCAAAUAUUUGGAGGCGCGGGUGCGGUGCCCUCUAUCCAGAGAGGCCCGCAAUAAGCUCAGGGCGGAAUGCCCCAGACCAAUCAUCCCCAACAAGGUCUGCAAUACCCCGUCUGUGGAUCCGAAAAAGAUCCAAUUCCUUUCUAAAGCGGGUUGGAACCCGCGUAAGGGCCUGGAGUCAGCCCUGCGCUCCUGCCAGGACAAGCUCCUGGACGUGUUCGGCCCUCUAGCCAAGAUUUUUGAUCUGGCGGAGUCAGCUAAGGCUGAGGGCGGUCAGGUAGACCCAGUAGAGUUGCGCGAAUGGGUGCAGCGCGCCAUUUGCAUUACGGGCAACGUGAAUACGUCCCUAUCCAUGGAACGGCGCAAGGCCAUCUUGUUCAAAAUUGAACCAAAACUCGCAAACCUGGCACUGACAGAGACGGGAAAGGAGGCUCAAGGCCUACUAUUUGGAGAGUCCUUCAUCAAGGACCUAGGCCGCUAUGUAGGCGCUUUCACCGCCCUAGAUAAGGCCCAAAGUUCCAUGAAAAGAGUUUUCCAUGGUAGGGUCUCUACCAGGGCCGGCAGUUUCAGGGGCCGUCUGUCCGGCCGCGCCCAGUACCAGUCCCGUGGCUCGGGUCGAGGCUCCUCACAAAGACCGGCUUUCCAGGAGCACAGGCGGGAUCCUGCGCCUUUCUUCCCAUCCAGAGGAAAUCCUUGGAGAUCCAGGGGAUAUAGAGGACAACCCGGUUCCAGACGCCCCUACGGUUGAGACUGAAAUGUUGAGCAGUAUUCGUUGUUCUGCAUGAGGUUUUGGAGGGUCGGCAGUUUCGGUUCCAGCCGAUCGUUGAAGUGGACGGGACGAGGACUAUUCUGUCAAGACUUCGUUCCGGUUUGUUCCUGGUUCGCGCCCAGAUGACU
Bufo bufo (common toad) is the source of this 1049-nucleotide messenger RNA. RefSeq lists its product as uncharacterized. The coding region runs from base 1 to 900 and encodes 299 amino acids. The record is from RefSeq and is a predicted model, not a curated record. The transcript has 2 exons. Lineage: Eukaryota; Metazoa; Chordata; Amphibia; Anura; Bufonidae.